Molecule: messenger RNA, 7418 nt
Organism: Girardinichthys multiradiatus
Lineage: Eukaryota; Metazoa; Chordata; Actinopteri; Cyprinodontiformes; Goodeidae
Product: ataxin-7
Exons: 13
Coding region: 458-3286 (942 amino acids)
Source: RefSeq, a predicted model, not a curated record
AAAAGCAAUACAAGUAUUAUCGCUCUGCUAAAAAAAAAACAAAAACAAAAAAAAAACACACACACACAUACAUACUCCGUUAAAAAAAACAUCUUCACCCAGGUUUAAUACUGCCCAGACAUGAACCGGCACCGUGAGUUGGCUCGGCCGCAACCGACACAUGACCAGUGACGUCCCGUUCCCAGAAUGCAAUCUGGUAAACAGACAUGGAAGCACCAGGUGAAGACCUCCUUAGAAGCUGAACACUGCAUUCGUUUCCCUCCCACCGUCCUGUUUGUCAUUCACCCCGUGCAUCCAGUUGCUGUUCAUCGGCCUUGGGACACAUUUAGAGCUCCGGUACCCACAGUCUCGGUAUCCUCUCCAGUGUGUGUACCAGCCUGCAACACCCAAACUGAUGAGGAUUGGCUAAUCAAAUUAAAAAUAACCUUCUUGUUUCUUGUUGUAUCAAGCGGAAAGAAUGUCGGAAAGGGCCGAGGAUGACGUCAGGGGGGAGCAGCGCCGAGCGGCCAGGCAGCAGCUGAAGCAGCAGCAGAUCCAGCGGGGAGAAGGCUCCACAGCAAUGGCGACUGUUGCGGAGCGGAGAUCGCUGCCUAGUCCUGAAAUAAUGCUGGGACAGCCUUGGAGCAGCUGGAUCGACGCCGCCAAACUGCACGGACACGACGGUGCUGGAUCGGAGGAAAGUUUCAAAGACUUGGGGAAAAAUCGAGAAGCCAUGCGUUUGUGCAGAGAAGACAUGCCCAUAUUUGGUCAGUGUCCCGCACAGGACGACUUCUACCUAGUGAUGUGCAGCCACUGCGGUCAUGUGGUCAAGCCACAAGCCUUUCAAGCACACUAUGAGAGAAGGCACAGUUCUACCAGCAAGCCGGCCUCCACGUCGCCCUUCCCGGUGUCGGGCAGAAACCGAAGUGCUGGCAGCGGACUAAGCUCGGGGACCCUGGCCGGAGUAACAAGUGGCGGAAUCCUCGGGCGGACAUCCUCCGCCGUCACCAGCGUGUCGUCAUCAUCUUCAUCAUCAUCCUCCAAUCCAAAAUUUCAGAAAUCAGCCAAAGAAAAACCGCAAGGCAUUCAGAGAAGACCUCCCCUCGCCCCAUUUAGGAUGAGCCAGUCUGACAAAAGCCUCACCCAAGCUGUUAAGGUGGAGAAGAUGCAUCUAAAGGUGGACUCGUCAGCUAAGCUGGUGCAGGCUCCAUCCACCCCCGCUGCCUCCUCCUCCUCCUCUACGCCCUCCUCUAACACCACUGUGAGCACUGCCGUCAUCACGACUUCCACGUCCUCAUCAUCAUCAUCAUCAGCCCCUAAACCAGGCCUUAACUGUCCCUCCAUACCAAAGCCCCCAUUGCUGGUAUCUGGUCCGAUUCCCAACGGCAAGGGCCUUCCCGCAGACAAGAAGCAGGACAGCAGCACCAGUAGCAAACGCCACGUUAACAAGAAGGUGUCAGAGCGUGAGUUCAAUCCUGACAUUCACUGUGGCGUUAUGGAUGCUACAGGCAGGAAACCCUGCACAAGAUCACUAACAUGCAAGACACAUUCCUUAAGCCAUCGGAGGGCCGUGCCUGGACGUAGGAAGCGCUUCGACAUAUUGCUGGCAGAACACAAGAACAGAACAAGAGAGCGGGAGAGGGAACGAGAACUGCUCCAAACGCAUUCCCAGCAAACUGCCCCUCUCAGGGACCCACACCCCUCUCCCCAGCUUGCCCCUGGCCAUGACACCCACCCUGUUUCUCAUGGCAACGGACCAGCCCCUGAUACCACAAAGCCUUUGUCACUCGGAAAGCCCAAAUUUCACAGUCCUGGUCUUCCACGACUGAACAACUGUCAUGCUGGAGGUUCCUCUGGAGAUCCUUCAGUAGUCCACGAGUCACCGCACUAUGCCCAGUCUGCCCCAGAUGCUUUAUCCAGACCCUCGAGUGAUGAGGGAGAGAAUGAGGAGCGGGAAGACGGCGCAGACAAACUGGACUGUCUCUAUUCAGGUUACCACCCACGACCGGCAGCUUACUGUACCUUUGGAAGUCGUCUGAUUGGGAGAGGCUUUUAUCCCUUUGAUAGGCGAUGGGACAGAGUGCGAGGUGCCCUAACCACGAUGAUGGAAAAGCACGUUAACUCUCAGAUGUGGAAGAAAAUCCCCCUGGCCUUGGAGAAUUCCUCUCUUGGAGCCCAUAGGACAAGCACAAAUUCCCACAGUAGCACUCCCUCGUCAGGCUUCCUGAGCCCCCCGGCAACCUUGCCCCAAUCUCCCUAUAGCCAAUCUAGUGAGAGCAAGUCAUCGCUCUCCUAUGGGACCACCUUAAACGCUCACAGCUCCUUUCAGGGCGGGCCUGAGCACCCGGUCUAUGGCACCACGCAGGCCAGACAAGUGUCUUCGUUGCCGCAGAUGCCUUCAACCCACUUGUCCUCAGCCUCGUCUUCUUCAGCUCCUUCCCCAGCCUCAGGCCGGGCACCGAAGUCACGUUCAUCCAGCAGCAGCACCUCUACCAAAUCAUCUUCCUCAUCCUUCAAACCCAAGGAGAUCUCUUCUUUCUCCUCCACACCUGCCAUACCCAACUCCACCAGUGGAGGAAGCACUGGAGCAAACAUUAACAGUAGCAGCACUAGCUUUAGCUCGGGAAAGAAGAGGAAGAACAGUUCUGUCAUUUCUUCAUCCCAUUGCUCUUCUGAAUCCUCUUCUAAUGCCAGUUUCUCUUCAUCCUCCCCCUCAUUCAAGAAGAACUGUGCAAAUGUCGGCAGCUCAGGGAGCACCUACCAUCAUAGCUCAUUAGGACCUUCAUCUUCGUUAUCGUCCUCUCAUAGUGGAGUUCACAGUGUGGGCCUAAACUGUGGCCCCAGUGUGCGGACCAACUCACUUAGUCUCAAGGCAGAGCCUUCUGGAGGCUCAGCAGGUGGUUCCUCUGGGCCACUGGCACGAGGUCCUCCCUCAGGCAGCCCCGCAGAGUCCAUAAAGCGUAUGAGUGUAGUAAUGAACAGCAGUGACUCAACACUUUCUCUGGGGCCUUUUGUCCAUCACCAGCCCACCUCCUCAUCAGACCACCACACCACCUUUAGUCACCACUCCUCAGAUGGGCGCCUGGAGGCUAAGAAGCGCAAAAGCUCUUCUGCUUCCAGUGGCAUUAACAGCGGAGGUGGUAGUCUAGGAAGGGAAGGAGCGGCAGGAGGAACUGGACCGGGCAGACCCAAAAUAACAAAGUCCCCUGCUCUUAAUAAUAUCCAUGGGAAGCAUGGUCGAAGCAUUCCAGGGACGCCAGGUCUACCCAACAAUUCUCAUUUACAUCAGCCAAAAGCUCGUCCCUGACAGCGACUUCCUGCCUCUGCGAUGGAAACGGGCAGACGGAGAAAAGUCCAGAGUUGUCUGCAAGCUGUUCUGGACUGCACGAGGCCUUGUGAAAAAAAAUCCACAUGACUCUCAGCUUCCCACAAUCCUCAGGGUGGAGAUGAUCUGGACUGCCCAGUGAAGUAGAUGUGGUCCUUACUUUUUCUCCCAAAGCCAUGUGUGUGUGUGUAUGUGUGUGUGUCUGAAGAGAGGUGGAUGGGCAGAGGUACUGAAUGCAGCGUAGAAAUCCCCCCUACCUGGGUCGUGUCCCAGUAAUCCGAGAGGUCUUCCCAGCUGUGUAGGAGGUAGAGGGGACACAACAUGCCGAUCUUUUCUGUGUAAGGUGAAGAGCGAAUGUGUAAAUGUGUUUUUUUUUUUUUCCCCCCCCAUGUCAAAUUUUGCUGGAGUCCCCAACUUAGUUACACCCCUGUCGCCUGAUCUCAGAAGCCUUGCAAGGAGCUGGAGGAGAAGCAAAGUGAUAAUUGCGACACCUUAAACAACACUCAACAACGUUUUUUUAAUGUUUGUUACAGUUUGAUACAUUCAAUAACCUCGGGUUACAUGCAGUCACCCAUGACAAGCCCCCCAGCGGCUAAUCUGGUCAACCCUAUAAUCAUCCAAAAAAAUUAUGCAAGUUUUACCUUUGUCUGAUUUCUUAUGAGCUUUUACACUGUACUACAAAGGGUCUUUACAGACUUGGUGAAGACAGGUUGUGCUUUUAAAUGUGAAUAAGGACACCUGAUGUGCCCAUUGGAUUCAUUCUUUUGUUGGAGAGAAAGGCCUGCCCCUGAGCGGACACACGUUAGUUCCCUGAAUCGGCAUUGUGCAAAAAACAACAAACAAAGCAACACACACUACUUAUCUGUCCACAGUGCUCGCCAAAAGCUGCCACAGCUUUGCCAACUACUUUUAUUUUUGAUACAAAGGGGGAUGGGGGAGGGGGUCAGCUCAUGAAGAAGUAAUAGGUGCAAUGUAGAUAUGAGGAAAACCUGAGCAAGCUGUGUUGUUACAGCCACAACUUACCUACUUUAUCCCCACAAAGCUGUUAAAUUCUCAGCUACGUGCGGGCAGAUGUUAAUUGUACUGUUUAUUUCUGGUUUUACAUGGAGUCAGGUAUGGUACGUCUCAACUGGAACAAACUUGCACGUCUGCUUGCCUUCUUCUGUGGGGUUUAAUUGUCCUUCCCAGUGUCUAACCACUACCAAAUCUCUGGGUGUUACUUUCUCAGCGCCUCGCUUCAAGCAGCACACUGUGGUUUGGGUAGGGAUGUGGCUGUUGACUAUGGAGUGCCAAAACUGCAGAUAUGUAAUAAAUAAAUCCUUAAGUAUUAUUUAUACACCAUUCAAAUAAAAUACGCAUAAUUAUUAUGUCAAUCUCUUGCAAAAUAUAUGGUUCAAAUUCCAUGUGAAUUAAGUAUGAAGCCAUAACUUGUUAAAGUCACAUAAUUAUUUCAGUAUUCACUCAUUUCAUGGUUUCUUUGCUGCGGUGCACCAUGCAGUAAUUCAAACUGUCACUGUGACUCAUCAAACACAGAAUCUGGCAUCUGAUUGGUUACUUUUACAGUAGGUCCCGCCCACUCACUUUAAUGGAUAAUGCUGCCCACUAAAAUAAGUUCAUGAUGUGCUGCAGCAUCCAACCAUGUCACAAUUGGUUUAAUAAAUGUUUGUUUUAAUAAUUAAAACGAAUAUUCAAUUCUGUAGUUAAUUAUAUCUUUAACAAAUGUUUUAUGUAUUUGAUUGCAAUUAUCUUUUAUCAAAUGUAGGCACUUUUGGAUCUCCAUAUGACCGGCAUAUGCUAAAACAGGUUGAGCUGAAUAAAAUGGUAUGUAUUCGAAAGGUUGUUUCAGUUAUUUGAUUAAAAAAGUGAAACUCAAGUAAAGACACUGUGAUACAUUAAUAUAAGAUUUAUUUCUAUUCAGUUGGGAGAUUACGGCUUACAGCCAAUGAAAAACUAAUGUUCAGUUUCUUGUUUAAUCAGAACAUUGCAUAAGACCAAUAAAAAUGGGACGUUUAAUAGAGAGAUGUUGCCUACUGAAAAGUAUGUCCAUGUACUGCACAGUAUAUGUAUAUGCACUUAGUUCUUGGUCUUGUUGGAUGAAUUACUGCAUCAGUGCAGUGUGAGAAGGAGGAGAUCCUCCUGUGGCUCUGGUGCGCUGUUCAGGAAGCCCAGGUUGCUUUAAUAGUGACCUUCAGCUUAUCUGCGCUGGUUCUGGUGUCUCGUCCUCUUGACAAUACUCCAUUGAUUCGCUGUGUGGUUCAGGUCAGGAGAGUUUGCUGGUCAGUCAAGCACAGUUAUAACAUGGUCAUUAAAGCAGCCUUUGGUACUUUAGGCAGUGUAUGAAUUGCUGUAAAUGUUCUGCUCUGACUUGAUGAAACACAGUGGACCAACGCCAGCAGAUGAUGACUCCCCAAAUCAAAACUUCACACUGAAGCUAAAGUAAAUUUGGAUGCUGCGCCUCUUAAGGCUGCAGUGAUUUCUUUUGCAUGAGCGCCCUUAUAACUAUACUUUUCCCUCCACUUAAGUUUUCAUUAAUAUGAUUGAAUUCAUUACUCUUAACAGCCUUUUUGAGGCUUGUGGAAAGUGUUGGUGACUGUCUGCUGGACAACUGUCAAGUCUUCCCCACAAUCUUGUUAAAAAGCAUUUUCUUAUGGGUUUUAUGUAACACUUUAAUUGUCUGCGAAACUGUUUAUCAGCUGAAUGAGAUAAUCAUCAAACAGAUCUCUAAGUCUAUGAGUUAACCUGUUUAAAUGGGCUUAUCGAAACAAAUUUUGGAUCGUAUUCUAGUUUGAGAUGCACGUGAAUGUUUUUGUCAGAAAUGAGUCCUUAAACAGGCAGUCGUCGUAUCAGGAUGUCUGCUUUUGAAUAGUGGUUUCAGUUGAGUUUCCUGGUGCGAGAUUCAUGGAGAUGGCUUCACCAGAAAUAUCUGAGCUUUUUGGCAACCCGUUGAUUUAGAAAAUAAUCCCCUACUGAUGUCAAAUAGAGCCAAAAGAUUUCUUUUUUUUUUUAGGAAAGACUUUAAUUCACAUCGUUUUCCCGUAGCCUAUGUAUCAAACAAGUGUCCCUAUUUGAGAAUACAUAUUUUGUUAACGAAUUGUACAUAGUAAAGUAUGUAUUUUUGCACGGGCAUUUUUCCUACACGCUGAAUUUUCUGGUACAAUUUUCAAGGUUAUUUAUUAAAAACAACAAAAAAAAUCUGUCUGUGGACGUGACUAUUUGAAGUGGUUCACUGCCAAGUCUAUACAAUGCAAUACAGCUGUAUGUCGAAGCAUCUCAUGAAUCGUGUACUCAACCUUUAAGGAGAGACGGGGAGAUGUCGCCACUGUAGCAUGUGUCUGUACAAGAGAUACCUUUAUUCACUUACCAAGGUCUGAAUCACAUGUGCUUUUAUCUGGCGGUUUUAUGUUGCCUACAAAUCCAACUCUACGUGACCCCCGUUAGUGACCCCCGUUGGCAAUCUUUGCAAGGAAGAGGAUCAAUUCAAAACAGUCCUGCUAUUUGUUUCCUUGUUGCCAAACAAUUUAAAUCGCAGUUUUUACAGAAUGAGUUCAGCAGCUUUUAGAAAUAUCAAAUCAAGAAAGUGCCUGAAUUUGUUUCUCCCCCCCGACUCUUUGAGGACAGGAUUCGUUAAGGUCGUUCUACCCUAUUUGAAUGUUCAAAGUAUUGGAGUUUGGUUUAAUAUCAGCUUGUGAACCCUUAAAAGCCGAGCUUCUCAUCUACUCAGUAAAAACACUUUUGUCUUCAGACGACAUGUAGAAAUUUAGUUUUGUUCACCUUUUGAACUCCACUCAGAUUUUUGUUUCUUGUAGAUGGAAACAUUGAGGAUGUUUUGUUUUCUUCCGCACCGCAGACCUGGAAUGUUAACGUGAGAGAGAAUACAAGGAAAAAUCGAAAACACCAAACCCACCAUUCUUACUUUGUAAAAGCGUGUAUAGAUUUUUGUUUUUUUGUAUACAUUAUCAGAAUCAUUUUCAGCUGGACUUAUGUAUUGGCUGCUAUGUAAUUCAUGAACAAAACAUAGGUUAGAAUUAAUAUUUAAAGAAAAAGAUUGUAUAGUAUAUUUGUUUUGUAACAGGUUUGUGUAAAUAAAAUAAUUUAUACUGUUAUUUAUAUGAAA